This is a messenger RNA of Pseudogymnoascus verrucosus, 1410 nucleotides long. RefSeq lists its product as uncharacterized. Lineage: Eukaryota; Fungi; Ascomycota; Leotiomycetes; Thelebolales; Thelebolaceae. The record is from RefSeq and is a predicted model, not a curated record. The coding region runs from base 87 to 1175 and encodes 362 amino acids. The transcript is spliced from 3 exons. Gene Ontology annotation, cellular component: Arp2/3 protein complex; actin cytoskeleton. Gene Ontology annotation, biological process: Arp2/3 complex-mediated actin nucleation. Gene Ontology annotation, molecular function: actin filament binding.
CACCAAAACACAUACAACGUCAGCACAUUCGAAGAAAGUGGUAGUAGAGAGAUCCUCCUAUCGCUCAAUUAUAACUACAAUUCACCAUGGCAGCUCCAGAAGUUCAUCACCUGUUCCACCAUCCCAUUGCGGACCACUCGUUCUCGGCGGAUCGCAAGACGUUGGCUGUUGCCCGCGACUCGACGGUUGAUCUGUACGGCAGAGUUGGAAAUGCAUUCAAGCUCAAGGAUGAAUUGAAGGGCCAUGACAAGCUCGUCACGAGCGUGGACAUUGCUCCCAAGAGCGGCAGAAUCGUCACCUGCUCUCAAGACCGCAACGCCCUCGUCUGGGAGCCCACCCCCGACGGCUACAAGCCCACCCUCGUCCUCCUCCGCAUCAACCGCGCCGCGACCUUUGUUCGCUGGUCCCCCUCCGAAACGAAAUUCGCCGUCGGCUCCGGCGCCCGCGUCAUAGCCGUCUGCUACUUCGAAGAGGAGAACGACUGGUGGGUAUCCAAGCAUAUCAAGAAGCCCAUCCGCAGCACCAUCACCACCGUCGCCUGGCACCCCAACUCCGUCCUCCUCGCCGCCGGCUCCACCGAUGCCCACGCGCGCGUGUUCUCCAGUUUCAUUAAGGGCGUUGAUGAGCGUCCUGAGCCGGGGGUGUGGGGGGAGCGAUUGCCGUUUAACACCGUGUGUGGAGAGUACCUUAACAACUCCGCUGGCUGGGUCCACGCCACUGCUUUCUCCCCAUCAGGAGACGCCCUCGCCUUCGCCGCCCACGACAGCAGCAUCACAGUCGUGUACCCCAACGGUGCCGACGCCCCCCCCCGCGCCGUAAUAAGCGUCAGCACGCAACUCCUCCCCUUCAUGAGCUUGAUCUGGACCAACGAAGCCGAGAUCAUCGCCGCGGGCCACGACUGCCAGGCGUACCGCUUCCAAGGCGGAGAACAGGGGUGGGCGAUUGCGGGGUCGCUGGAGGAGAAGGGGGCGGGGAGGGGAGCGGAGAGGGAGGAGAGCGCGCUGAAUAUGUUUAGGCAGAUGGAUUUGAAGGGGAAGGCGAAGGAUGAUACGGUGUUGGGGACGGUGCAUCAGAAUACUAUUAGUACGGUUAGGAGCUAUGAAGGGGAAGGGGGGGUGGUGAGGAAGUUUUCGACGAGUGGUGUGGAUGGAAGGAUUGUCAUCUGGCAGGCUUAGAUUGGCGCAGUGGUGGUGUAGAGUUUGUCAAGGGGUAUUCCAAUCCCAAUCCCAAUCUUCGGCUUCAGAGCUAAGAUUAGGGCAGCGCUAUAGAACCUUUUUCAGCGACUACCAUCCCAGUUGUGCGCGAGACAGACGCAGGCGUUCGCUAGAAUACUAUAGUAGUCAGAGCAGGAGAAACUCCUGCGUAGAGUCUCUCCUAGUCAGACCACCUUACUAUCCCAGCGAAUGUCUA